Molecule: messenger RNA, 399 nt
Organism: Endocarpon pusillum Z07020
Lineage: Eukaryota; Fungi; Ascomycota; Eurotiomycetes; Verrucariales; Verrucariaceae
Exons: 2
Coding region: 1-399 (132 amino acids)
Source: RefSeq, a predicted model, not a curated record
AUGGUAAGCCUUGAAAGGUUCUUGAACGCUGGUAGAGAGAUAGCGUGGGCGCUCAAGGACCAUGACCACCACACCUUUGGUCAUGCAUCGUCCUAUGGCGGUGUGGACACGACUACCACACCUAAACCACAGCCCCGAUGUGAUGGUCGGAAUGGAAUGUUCCACGAUCCCUCAACCACCGCACGUCCAGCAACUGUACCCGGCUCCGACGUCUCUGUGCCUGAUUCUACACUGAACCUGUUUCAGUCUAUGGCGCUGGCGGAUGUGUUCCGCGAUCCCCCAACCACUGCACGUCCAGCGAUCAUACCCGGCUCUGACGUCUCUGUGCCCGAUUCUACACUGAACCUGUUUCAGGCCAGGGCGCUGGCGAGUCUUUCCGCAAUCCCCCCACCUCGGUAA